Siniperca chuatsi (mandarin fish) is the source of this 2459-nucleotide messenger RNA. RefSeq names its product junction-mediating and -regulatory protein-like. The record is from RefSeq and is a predicted model, not a curated record. Lineage: Eukaryota; Metazoa; Chordata; Actinopteri; Centrarchiformes; Sinipercidae. The coding region runs from base 148 to 792 and encodes 214 amino acids. The transcript is spliced from 6 exons.
CAGAAACAGCAGUUUGAGUGAACAGUUCAUAACUGGAGAGUGUGGAGGCAUGACAGCAAUGAAGUGCAGGCACCACAGAAACACAGAAUUAGUUUUUAGGUCAUAUCCAGUUUUCACCACAGUGCGAGAAGGCGCAGAAACACUGAGAUGACAGCUUGCAGCUUCAACAUCUUCAUCAUCUUCACAAUUUAUCUGAGCUUCAUCUUCCAUCCAAGCCAUGGUUUUGAGGUGAUUCAGCCACGCAAUCGGACCGUAAACCCAGAUGGGUCAGUCUCUAUCAGCUGUGAACACACUGCAAAUACCAACUCUGUCAUAGAUGUUCGACUCUAUGGCAUAUAUCGAACAGACAAAACAGUGCUCUGCCAGAAGGGAAUGAUAAACUGUAGCAACAUUGUCAUGCAUCAAGAGAAUCCCAAAAAGUGGCAUUUCAUUAUACUCAACAGUGGGUCGGAGGCCAUGAACAGUACAUACCAGUGUGAGUUCACAGUGAAAAAAGAUGAUCUAGAUUCCACUAAGAGCGGAAACCCAACCAUACUACUGCCAGGUCAAAAGGAAGUGGUCUGUGUACGUCCUCCUCCACCUCCUAAUCCUCCUCCUCCUCCUCCUCCUCCUCCUCCUCCUCUGUGGAUUCUGAUUGGUCUGCUGGCCCUGAUGUUCCUGUACAGCUGCGUCAUUACCUUCUUCUACAUCAGACUGAGGUACAACAACAAAGAUCCUGAGAACUCCACCUAUGUAGAAAUGAGGAACGUUCCUCGGCCAAGGAAUCGACCUUUCAACAUUAAUUGUGGGUAGCUGACUCAUCGUUCGUCACCGUUGGCCUUAUGGUGUAUGUAAUGAGGGGGAAAACAUACAUGGACAUCCUAUGAGGCAUUUGGAACCCUUAUGACGCUGCUUUUUUCCAUGCAGCUGGUAUCAUAGUUUCAAAGUUUUGCUGUAUUUGCCUUUUUAUCUCAUGUCUCUUUACCUACAUGAGAUGAAAACCAUUGUAUUACUGAAGAUAAACAGCAGGGUGAGACAUGUGACCAUGCUGUCUGCUACAUCUUUUUGUCUCUGCUUUCACAGUUGUAUGCAAUGUGGCACCAUGAUAUUAUCCAUUAUAUAGGAUAUAUAUGGAUGUUCAGUUAAUUAUUAAUCUUAACCUUUUUCAAUCAAUAUUUCCAACAUCCAACUUAAUGGAAGCUAUAUACUGCUUGCACUGAGUGAUUUCAUGUUCCCACCGCUUUUAAAACAAAAAAUGUAUUAUGGUUUGAGGGUUUCUAUCUGGUUUGCAUCCCUGACUGGUACUUGCCUAAAUAAUUACAUUUGAUUUCUUCGAGUAACUGACCGUUAACAAACUCAUUAGCUCGGAAAGCUUUAUUUUCCCUUUUCAAUGACUUUUUAUUGAACAAAAUGGUUUUCAUUGGUUGAAUAAACAACAAAUGCAAGGGGAAAGUGUACAGAACAGUGCAGAGAAAAUACAGAGAAACUCCAGGCUAUUGUGACUGAGUUAACGAUUAGCUUGACAGCUAUAGCAGUUCACUAUUAGCCCUGCAAGUAGUUACUGUCACCAAGUCUCUGGCCCCCACCUAUUUCGCAUGAACAAGCGAAUAUGACUUUGUGGUGUUACCUCUGCAAAGGCAAAUACAUCUGGCUUUCCAACAUUGAGGAAAAUACAUACAAUAAUCAAAGGGUAACAACAGGGAAAGAGAGAAUGUGAGGAUAAAGAGGCAGGGAAGGAAAGGGAACAGAAAAUGAACUGAAUGGAAUACUCUUCACAACUUCUCUUUACCAUAAAAGGACAAUCCUCUUCAAUGCCCCAACUCUCUCUCCCUUACUGCCUCCCUUACACCCUGAACCUCCGCAAAAUGUAUUUUUUUCUGAUGAUACAUGAGGUCCAUAUCCCUUACAUUUGCACUAUACUGUAAAUGAUCAUUUAACUCAGCUUUGUUCAUUUCCAUGUUGUAUUUGAUGAACUUUACUAUAUACUGUAUAAUUUGCGCUGCUUUUUUGGUCACCACAGUGUUCAUGCACUCACACAUCACAAUGUUAUUACUAUUAUUGAUAUUUAUCUUUAUUAUCAAACAUUUUUACUGGCCACUGGUUGUCACAGGAGACUUUUUUUGGGGGCCUCUGUCCUGUCUCUAGCACCUUAGGGCUUUAGCUCUCUCCCUGCUCCAACACAGCUGAUUUAAAUGAUCUAAAACAUGCAGGACAAGCGGUACUCCAGGAGAGAUUUGGAAGACGCUGACCUACUAUAUACCUCUGACAGCAGCAGGUUGCAUUGUAGAUGUAACACUGACAAUGGACAUCAGAGGGAGACACUAGCCCACAAACAUUACUCCUGCAGAUUUCUAUGCAGUACAUAACAUAUUGUAAACAAAACAUACAAGACAACAUCAGCUGCCAUUUGUUGAUUUGAAGAUUUUUAACUUUUCAGUGCAUUUGAAUAAAUACAAUACCAUUUCUUGGAUAAACCCUGA